Molecule: messenger RNA, 423 nt
Organism: Vicia faba (fava bean)
Lineage: Eukaryota; Viridiplantae; Streptophyta; Magnoliopsida; Fabales; Fabaceae
Source: the annotation of a GenBank genome assembly
AUGUCUAUAGAAGCUCUUGACGGUAAAUCCGCUGAAACUGUAACCGAAAACUACGAGUACUUCCUCUUCGAUCCAGAAAUCGCUCGAGAUCGAGAUGAUGAAGAUCAUUGCGACGAGGUUGCUUCUGCUUUGAAUAAUCGUGGUGAUCACGAGCUUUUUAUUCGAGGAAAACGGAUUAUAUGGUCGAUUGAUGCAAGAGUAUUUAAGAGAUUUACUAUGGAAUCCUCUAUUGUUAAGGUGUGCUGGUGUCAUCUGGGUCAUACAGCUGAAGCUCUUUUAUGUAUAUUACAAAUUGAUCGGUUGAAAAUCCAUAGUACAUCUGGUGAAGUAGUUUCAGUUCAACUUUCCGUCAACACCACCUUGCUCCCCUCAGUGUACUCACAACCCCCUUCUGCUCAUCAUCAUCCAUCUACUGCAACCUAA